GUGCCGCCGCACAAACAAAUAGAAAUGGUUGAAUAUAAAUAGGUUGUGGUUUUGAUGUGUGAGUGUGUGUGAAACUUCUGUUUUUUAAUUUUAUUUUAUUUUCAAACAAUUUAUUUAUUAUUUAAAAAUGAGUGAGUGGCGAUCGGUUACCGACAAUAGAUGUUAUGGAAUAGCAAUCUAUAAUAUCAUCUCAAAUGAUGAUUGUAAACUCAAUCUCACUGUUGGUGAAACCGUUCACAUACUCGAAGAGGAGGAGAAUUGGUAUUAUGGGUACUCUACAUCGGACCGUAGGGUACAAGGCAUCUUUCCCAAAUCGUAUAUACAUAUCACAGAAUGCACGAUCGACAGGAGCGGUCCUAAUCUCGUUUUUAUACCACAACAACCUUUAAUUGUUCACGAAAUCACGACGAUUUUAAGAGAAUGGGGUGCACAUUGGAAGGAUUUAUACGUUAUGCAUAGUAGAGAGUUUGAACGGAUGAAGAAUCAAAUUUACGAUUUAAUUAAGCAUAGAAGUAAAAUAAUUAGUGGCACACUACCGGUUGAUGAACUGAAACGUAUGACGAAACAGAUCACUUCGGAAAUAGAUAUGGGCAACAAACUGUUGGGACUCGAUAUGAUUGUACGAGAUAAAGACGGUAACUUAAUUGAUCCUGAGAAAACUAGUACAAUACAAUUGUAUUAUCAUCACAAGAAUGCGGCAGAACGUAUUAGGGACAAAAGGAAUAAAGUGAGUGAACACAGGGACAGUCCGGCACGGACCGCUCUUCAACAGUAUUCACACAUUUUUGUUGUGGCGGUCAAGAACUUUACUUGUAAAAUGACAGAGGAUGCAGAAUUACUUAUGACGUUAUACGAUGCAAAGGAGAAUAAGGCAAUUACGGAAAAUUAUGUCGUUCGAUGGUCCAAGGAUGGGCUUAUGAGUGAUUUAGAUCAGAUGUACACUCUUAGAGUUAUGUUUACGGAUUUAGGAAAACGUGAUUUGGAAAGGGAAAAAAUAUACCUCGUAUGCUAUGUGAUACGAGUGGGUUCAAUGGAAAACAAAGAAAUCGACCAUCGGCGAAGUUCCAUGUCGACAAAUUAUAAUAAAAAAAAUUGCAAAUUGGAAGUGAGGAAACCGUUUGGCGUCGCUGCUAAGGAUAUUACACCAAUCAUGUCCGGUAAAUUAGAGACUGAUUUAGAGCAGGAGUUUGUUGUUCCCUUCUACAGUUGUGAUAAAGAUAAUUUAGAUCAAACACUUCGUAAAUUUAUAAAUAAGGACACGAAUAAAAAUGAGGGCAAAAAUCAGGCGUUAUUUGUUAGCAUGAAAUUGUUGCACGGUGAUCUUAAACAGGUAAGGGAGGAAAAUCCUCACCUAAUACUGGGUAAUAUUUCUAUUGCAAGAAAAAUGGGGUUUCCCGAAGUAAUCUUACCCGGCGAUGUUAGGAAUGAUCUUUACCUAACGUUAGUUUGUGGCGAAUUUAAUAAAGGCAACAAAACUAGCGAGAAGAAUGUUGAAGUGGUUGUUAAAGUGUGUAACGAAAAAGGUGUUGCUAUACCAGGUGUGAUCUCACUAGGCGGGGGUGCUCCUCCCUUAAAUGAGUAUCGAUCUGCAAUGUACUAUCACGAAUACAAACCCCAUUGGUGCGAAACCUUUAAAGUUGCGAUACCAAUUGAGGAAUUUAGAAGUAGUCAUCUGAAGUUCACAUUUAAACAUCGCUCCACCAACGAAGCCAAAGAUAAAAGUGAGAAACCGUUCGCGAUGUCCUACGUUCGGUUAAUGCAGGAAAAUGGAACAACACUCAAAGAUGCGAAACAUAACUUAAUUGUGUACAAAAUUGACCAUAAGAAAUUUGACGACUCUGGUUUGGAUUACUUUAAGCUUCCGUCAACAGUGGAUGAAAUAAAGGACAGUAGCAGGCCGCAAACGAACGGGCUAUCUCUCAGUACAAAAGACAGCUUUACCAUAUCUACUAACAUUUGCUCAACAAAACUUACACAGAACAUUGACUUACUGGGUCUGUUAAAUUGGGCCUCGCACAAGGAGACAUUACGGGAGUCUCUCGUUGCGUUAAUGAAGGUAGAUGGUGAGGAAGUAGUGAAAUUUUUGCAAGACAUAUUAGAUGCCUUGUUUAAUAUUUUAAUGGACAAUCCCGAAUCUGAUAUUUACGACGAAAUGGUUUUCGAUUGUUUGUUACAUAUUAUCAGUCUAGUCAGUAGCGAUUGGAAAUAUCAACAUUUUGAACCAGUUUUAGAUUUGUAUAUUAAAGAAAGUUUUAGUGCGACACUCGCAUAUAGUAAAUUAAUUGUUGUGAUAAAAAAUUUAGUGGAUAAUGCAAUAUCGAUAGUCUCCAUUGCGAAAGAUAAUAUACUAUUCAAAGCAAUGAAAGCUCUACAGUACAUCAUGAGAUUUGUAUCUCGGUCUCGUUUGUUAUUCCGCGAGCUUUAUCCCGAGAUGAACGACGACAGUUUCGAGGAAAGUUUGAAAAGUUUGUUACAUAGUAUCGUAACGAUGAUGUGUCAAACGUCGGACACAUUGCUUCGAGAACAAGGUGCUUGCUUAAAGUAUUUGCCUAGUACAAUUCCUGAUAUUUUAAAGGUGUUUAAUGCUAAACAAUUGAGUAUUAUUUUGUGCGACUUACUGAAGAAUAUCCCUCCAAAUAGAUUAACAAAACAGAAAAUGAUGACUAUUAAUGAAAUAGUGCACAGCAAGUUAUUCCUGUAUCCUGAAUGUCGUCAAAUUCUCUUACCAGUUUUUACAAAACAAAUUAAAGUAUUGUUCGAAACUAGUGAAGAGGGAACUGGAGUGGGGCGUCAGGAGGGCCGCAGACAGUUUCGCUCGGUGGCCAAGCUCGCUCGAGUGCUGGGUGAAACUCAACAUUGUCUUAAUCAACACAGAGGAUAUUCAGAAGAGGUUGAAUUGUGCAUCAAAAUACUCAGCGAUGUUCUGGAUUUGUUGUUUCGGAAAGAUGUCGGUUCUACCGUGCACGAUAUUACAGAAAUAAUGCUUGUAGAUCUCCGCACUGUUAUUCAAAGUCAUAUAAAUAUGGAUAAAGAAAAUCCUUACUCUGGUAAUUUAGUCGCAAUUAUGAUCGAUAUCUUUCGUCAAAUGACAGAUUAUCAUUAUGAUAAGUACAUCGGUCAAUUCGGGACGAGAACUGAUAUUUUAGACUUUUUGAUGGAAAUUUUGUUGGUUUUUAAGGAACUCGUAAAUCAGUCAGUUUUUCCAUCGGAUUGGUGUGACAUGAUUAUGCUUCAAAAUUCUGUGAUAUUGAAAUCGUUGCGAUUUUUCUCGCAUACCAUACGAGAUCAUUUUUUUGCCAAAUUUGACAAUCAAGCAUGGAGUAAUUUUUUCCAUUGUGCUAUCGCAUUCAUGACCCAGCCUGCGCUUCAGCUGGAGACUUUUUCGCAUAAUAAACGAAUGCGAAUCAUUAAACGUUACAAAGAUAUGCGUAGAGAAACAGGCUUCGAAAUUCGUUCUAUGUGGUUUAAUUUAGGCCAAUAUAAGGUCCAGUUUGUUCCUAGCUUGGUCGGUUCAAUUUUAGAGAUGACUCUUAUACCUGAAGUGGAGUUACGCAAAGCGACCAUACCCAUAUUUUUCGAUAUGAUGCAGUGCGAAUUUUAUUCGUCUCGAUACGAAAUGGAGAGUUAUGGUGACACAAAACGCGAUUCAUCACAUAUAAAGGCGAAUUUCUGCGACUUCGAAAAUGAGAUGAUAGCAAAGUUGGAUAUCUUGGUGGAAGGUGGCCGUGGCGAUGAGCACUUCAAAAAUCUAUUUCAUGAUAUUAUGAUCGAUUUAUGCAGUCAGCAUACGACCAUGAAGGACGAUGGUAUUAAAUUCGUCAAAAUGGUCUCUCGUCUGAUGGAACGAUUACUGGAGUAUCGGUCGAUUAUUACUGAUGAAAAUAAGGAGAAUAGAAUGAGCUGUACUGUAAAUUUAUUG
Molecule: messenger RNA, 3919 nt
Organism: Photinus pyralis (common eastern firefly)
Lineage: Eukaryota; Metazoa; Arthropoda; Insecta; Coleoptera; Lampyridae
Product: dedicator of cytokinesis protein 1-like
Biological process (GO): small GTPase-mediated signal transduction; cell migration
Cellular component (GO): cytoplasm; plasma membrane
Molecular function (GO): small GTPase binding; guanyl-nucleotide exchange factor activity
Source: RefSeq, a predicted model, not a curated record